Molecule: messenger RNA, 2053 nt
Organism: Cryptomeria japonica (Japanese cedar)
Lineage: Eukaryota; Viridiplantae; Streptophyta; Pinopsida; Cupressales; Cupressaceae
Product: carboxyl-terminal-processing peptidase 1, chloroplastic
Exons: 12
Coding region: 205-1713 (502 amino acids)
Biological process (GO): proteolysis
Molecular function (GO): endopeptidase activity; protein binding; serine-type peptidase activity
Source: RefSeq, a predicted model, not a curated record
UAGUGUUCCUUUUUUAUUUUUCUUCAGCGAGAUAUAUCUCUGAUUAAUCUUUAUUCAGUGACUUAAAUUUCCUUCCCUUCCAGCCAGUCGAUUUAGAGUUUCUAGCUCUCUGCAAGCAUCAAGUUUCAGGGUUCGAAAGAAUCAACAAUCGUUCCGUAUAAAUGCUGUAACAAUUAAGGCCAAGAAGACACUCAAAUUUUGAAAAUGACGGAGCUGAUAAAAUGGAACACUCAACAUACACCUAAGGCUUUUUCCUGUCUAUUGCAAAAACCAGAAUCCAAAUUAGGAAUUAAAAUGAAAUCCAAAGCCAAUGCAAAGGUACUUAAUGCACAGUUAUUGUCUACUAGAUUGUUUUGCAGAGAAAGCAGGGCCCGAAUGGUCACCCUAUUCAAGCAAGGAGAAAAAGCAAUGUGGGUAUUAAUAACAGGAGCUGUUCUGUGUUUUGGGGAUCCUGCUUAUAUUAGUUCUGCAUUUGGGCAGAGUUUAGACUUGGGUUACACUUCAGAGAUGGUGGAUAAGUGCAAGGAAGAAGAGAUGGCUAGAAAUGCAGCAGGAGCAGAGGAAAUUGUGGUUACCAAUGAGGGAAUUGUGGAAGAAGCUUGGAGAGUAGUCAAUGAAAAUUUCUUUGAUGCUCGCCACCAUAAGUGGUCACCUGAAUCUUGGCUUAAGCAGAAAGAGGAGGUAUUUAGGAGGCCUAUUCAGACUAGAUCAGCAGCUCAUGACAGUAUAAGAAGAAUGUUAGCUACCUUAGAUGAUCCAUAUACACAUUUUUUGACUCCAGAGGAGUUCACAAAGAUGGCUCGAUAUGAUAUAACGGGAAUUGGCAUUAAUCUAAAGGAAGUAUAUGAUGAAGAUGGCAUAACCAAGUUGAAGAUUUUAGGAAUUAUCUUAGGAGGUCCUGCUUAUUCAGCUGGUAUUAGACAGGGUGAUGAAAUUUUAUCAGUUAAUGGAACAAGAGUGCAAGGGAUGACAUCAUUUGAAGCAGCUUCUCUGAUUCAGGGUCCAAAGGAAACAUUUGUUGCAAUUGAGGUUAAGCAUGGUAAUUGUGGUGGAAGCCAAAGGGUUACUGUUGAACGACAACAGACUGUUCGAACUCCAGUAUUUUAUCGUUUGGAAAAAGCUGAUAAUGGAAAUGAAUAUACAGGAUAUAUAAGGCUAAAAGAAUUCAACGCAUUGGCACGAAAAGAUUUAAUGAUAGCUAUGAGACGACUUAAGGAUGGUGGUGCGUCUUCCUUCGUAUUGGAUUUGCGAGAUAAUCCUGGGGGCUUAGUGCAGGCAGGUAUUGAGAUUGCCAAGCUUUUUUUGGAUAAUGGAGAGACGGUGAUAUAUACAACUGGAAGAGAUAUUGAUUCACAGAAAAGCAUUCUUACUCAAAAUGCUUCUUCAACUACAAUUCCUCUUAUGGUUCUUGUGAAUGGGCGCACUGCAAGUGCAAGUGAAAUUGUUGCAGCAGCUCUUCAUGAUAAUUGCAGGGCUAUCCUGGUGGGGGAAAGAACGUUUGGGAAGGGUUUGAUUCAGUCUGUCUAUGAGCUUAAAGACGGGUCAGGUGUAGUGGUAACUGUUGGGAAGUAUGUUACUCCAAGUCAUAGGGAUAUUGAUGAAAAUGGAAUAGAGCCUGACUUUUAUCGAAGGCCAGGUUUAACUGAAGCAAACCAAACUCUUGUUCGCUGCCAUGCUUCUACCAAGUUGAUGACAGAGAACAAAGUGCUUUGAUUUUGUUAAAAAAACACUUCAGGUUUGUUUUUGUUUUCUUGUAGCUGUUUAUGCACUUUAUUUGAAACAUAUUGUCACUGAGAAAUUAAUUUGUAUUAUUCUCAGUGAAAUUUAUUUUAUUUCCUUACCUUUGACUGCACAAAUCAGCCAAAAGAAAUGCUAAUUUCAGUUCCAUUUUUAUUGUGGACGAUAUCAUUUGUAUCUCUCUAAAUUUCUUAGAGAAACCAAGAUUCCCAUGCCAAUUUUAGACCUCGGUGAUCCAAUUUUAGGAUUCUGCCUUGGAUUGGUUGUUUGUUUGCUACUUGCUACCCAAGUUAUAUGGCAUGAAAUACGUUGCCCA